This is a messenger RNA of Cynara cardunculus var. scolymus (artichoke), 1036 nucleotides long. RefSeq lists its product as uncharacterized. Lineage: Eukaryota; Viridiplantae; Streptophyta; Magnoliopsida; Asterales; Asteraceae. Gene Ontology annotation, cellular component: TIM22 mitochondrial import inner membrane insertion complex. Gene Ontology annotation, molecular function: transmembrane protein transporter activity. The coding region runs from base 81 to 641 and encodes 186 amino acids. The record is from RefSeq and is a predicted model, not a curated record. The transcript has 4 exons. Gene Ontology annotation, biological process: protein insertion into mitochondrial inner membrane.
AGUCGGCCGAUUCGAGUAUGAACUUGAAAAAAGCACCUCAAUCAACAUUUGGGAUCUGAGACUUGAGAGGAUGCUCGGAAAUGGAGUCGACCAAUGGAAUUAAAACCCUAGAAGAAGACGGAAUCAGUUGGGGAAGUCGCAUUCUCUAUCCUACUCUCCUCGGAGGAAUCGUGGGAGGAGGAAUUGGAUUAGUAUCAAGACAUCGGAAGGUACACGGCCUUGCAAAUAUGUCUGCAACUUAUGCCACUAAUCUUGCCAUAGUCACUGGCUGCUAUUGUGGUGCUCGGGAGAUCGUAAGAGCUAGCAGGCAUUCAGAGCCUGAUGAUCUUUUUGACUCGGCAAUUGCUGGGUUUGGUACUGGUGCUAUUCUAGGCAGAUUGCAAGGUGGUCGUGCCGGUGCAAUCCGUUACUCAGUUGGGAUCGCCGUUGUGGGAACUUCGCUUGAUUAUGCUGCUAUCAAACUAAGGCCUGUUUUUAAGGACAUAUAUGAAUCGAUGGCUGGUGAGAAGAAAAACAGUUGGUUCCAAUGGCCAGAAUGGUUGCCCAUCCAAGUUCUUGAUGAAGAAGCUCUUGCUGCAAAGCAAGCACGGGAGGAACAGUUGCGGGCUCGGAUUCGUGAUCUGACAAAAGAAGAGCCGUAGAUUUUGCAUCGUUGUUUCUGCUCGUUAUUUAUGGCUAAAAUGCAGAAAACUUGUUAUAGAUUUCCAUAAUACUUGGGUACACUUGUUGCCAUAUUUUGAAGGAUUGAAGAAUUCAAAUGAUCAAAUCACUUUUGACUUGAAGAUUGGAAGCAGGAAUGACAAUGUGAUUUUAGGGGCUGUUUGGAAUGAAAAUGACAUCCUCCCGGUUUGAUCUAGAAUGAAAAAUUGGGCUUAUGGUGGAAUGAGUCAAUCAUAUUAUAUAAAACCAAACAGUUUCUUUUAUUUUCAUUCUCAUUGAUUAAUGUUUUGAUACAUUUCAUGCUUUUGGUUGAAUGUAUUCUAGGAUGUCCUUUGAACCAAGUAGAAUAUUCAUUGUAUAUGAAGUUGUUUCGAUA